Molecule: messenger RNA, 4968 nt
Organism: Adineta ricciae
Lineage: Eukaryota; Metazoa; Rotifera; Eurotatoria; Adinetida; Adinetidae
Source: the annotation of a GenBank genome assembly
AUGUCUCAACAAAAUGUUGAUAAAACAAACAAUCGCUUUGCGACGAGUACUUUUGCUGAAUUUCAAGAAGCGAAUGGCAAUCCAAUAUUUGGGUACGACGAUGUGCCUGUGAAAUCACUAGAAAUUGCAGUAAAAAGUGUCGUCCAUAUCGUGCCUAACGUGGAAGAAUAUGUCAAUAAAGCCAUGAAAAAACGUAAACAAAAUACACAUUUAACAAGAGAUGAAUCAGCAUCAAUCUAUCUUUACACAAUGCCGGUGAACUUCUUCGAGCGUCUUAACGAAGCACUUCGUUUCAAGAAUCCAGAAGCAUUAAAACCAUGGUUCGACUUCUUGAAGUUAUUCACAACUGCUUUAAAAAAAUUACCACCAUGUACAAUAUCGGUGAUAUGGCGAGGCGUUGGAGAUAAUUUUGGAGAAGAGUUUGUUGAAGGUACCGAACACACUUGGUGGAGCAUAAAUUCCUGUUCAUCUAAUCAGAAUGCAGCGAGAUGUUUUGCUGAUUUUAAGGGCACUCUGUUUUCGAUUUACGCAAUCAAUGGUAAAGACAUUAGUAUGUAUUCUGCAAAACCAGAAGAAAAAGAAAUAAUUCUUAUGCCUGGUACUCGCUUGCGUGUCAAAUCUGCAUGGCCUUCUGAUCUCUCCACGAUUGUUUUGGAAGAAUGUACUGUGAUUCCUGCUGGACAACACAUCAUGUUAUCUUACAAUAUCAAUCAUAAAGAAAUCGUAUUUCAAAUUUACGAGUUUUUACGAAAUCAGAAGAUGCCAGUUUGGAUCAACCAAUCAGGAAAUUUCACCACAGAUAGCCUGCACGAUAGUUUGACUAAUGGAGUAGAGAACGCUGCAGCAGUUUUUUGUUUUUUGACACCAGAUUAUGAAAGGUCACCAGUUUGUAAACUUGAACUACAAUAUGCACAUAAGCGGAGAAAACUAAUUAUCCCGUGUUUGUUCGACGACAAGAAAUUCUGGGAAGAUUCUUCUUGGUUAAUGACAGUAGUUGGAUCUCUUCACUGUUAUAAUAUCAAGGAAAUUCAGAAUAAGGACAAAAUGCAUUUAGAGAAUUUGAUCAGUUAUUUGAACAAAAAACAUUCUUCAUCGAAGAACGUCUCAACAGAAUCAAUUGGUCCACCAAAUUAUCUUUUCGAAUUAAUUAAAUACAAAUAUCUAUGUGACAACAAAAUGGAACGCUUCAUGAAUCCAUCGAAAACGUUUCCAAUCGAGCAGAGUUAUAUCAAUUUGGCUAUAGUAGAAACGAAAGAAACUAAAGAAAAAGAAAAAGAAUUCCGUAAUACUCAUAGUAUCGAUGCAAUAUUGGAGACUUAUGAAAAUAUUUAUGGAAGUAAAACUCCUAUCGAUAUCAAAGAUAUUUUCCAAAAAUUCAAAGAUCAGAACAGAAAGAUCUUAGUAUUCGGUCGUGCUGGUAUCGGAAAAUCAACAUUUUGUCGCUAUGCUACUUAUCAAUGGGCAACUGGUGCAAUAUGGUCAGAAUAUGAAUUAGUUGUGCUCGUUCCUCUGCGAUCCUUAGCAUUAGCACCAUAUAAAGAUAAUAAAGAUUAUUCUCUCAUUGACAUUCUGAAAAAUGAAUAUUUUUCUUACCUAUCUUCGUCAGACGAAGUUGAAAAGCUUUUGAAAGAACUAGUUCAGACAAGUCGAAUUCUGUGGCUUCUCGAUGGCUAUGAUGAAAUAGCUUCGGAUGAUUCACGUCAUAUUAAACGCUUACUUGAUCGGCUACAAAACACUCCAAAUCACAUCAUUACAUCUCGUCCAUAUAUGAAUACUUUAUCAUAUUCUGUACAAAUGGAAAUUACAGGUUUUACGGAUGAAAAUAUCCGAAAAUAUGUCGAACAAUUCUUCAAUCAAUUAGGGAAUGAGACACAAAACUCAUCGGAACAAGAUGAGAAGUUGCUGAACUUCUUGAAAGGAAAUCCAAAGAUUUGGGGUAUUGGACAUAUUCCAAUCAAUCUUGAACUUAUUUGUACUAUUUGGGGUGAUACUAACUGGCAAGAAAGUGAGAUAAUAACAAUCACAAGAUUAUACUACAAAAUUACAGUAUGGCUAUGUCGACGAUAUAGGGGAAGAGAAAACAAAGAUAUCCAAAUGAUAGAUGACCUUCUUCUUGGAGUUUGUGAUGAACCACUGAAAUUUUUGGAAAUAUUAGCAUUUAAAGGAAUGGAGAACAACAACAUUAUUCUAAGUUCAAAACUACUGAAAAACGUUUUCAGAACGACAAAGUACUCAAAGCUCUUUGCCAAUAUACUCAAAAUUGGUAUAUUAAAAUCAUGCGAUGGUCACAAGUUAACUGGCACCCAAAUCGAAGUAGAAAAAGAUCAUUACUUUAUUCAUCUCAGUUUUCAAGAAUAUUUUGCAGCACGAUAUUUAUUGAGAACAUUAAAGAAUAAAGAUCAGCAUCAGAAGAAAAAAGCAAUCACACUCAUUCAGUCACUAAAAUAUAAUCAACGCUUUGAGUUAGUUUUCACUUUUCUAUCUGGUCUUCUGUUUCAUGACAAUGAUCAACAAUGGAUGAAUUUAUUCUGGAAAACAUUGAUGGAAGACCCAUUAGAUGUCGUUGGUUUCAGACAUGUUCAGAUUGUUAUUACUUGUUUAGAAGCGACUGGGUGUGACGAAAGCGUUCCAUACUUUGAUGAGUUAAUUCAUUCAAUAAUCCAACGGAUCCAAUAUGAAAUAACUACGCAAUAUUAUGGUUCAAAUCAUUUAUUCUUACCAUUACUCGAAAGAAGUCCGUCAUUAGUAAAUCGGCCAGAAAUAGUUGAUUUCUUUAUACGGCUGUACGAUACUCAAAAUACUGACAAAAGACGCGCAGUAUAUUCAAUUGUUGCGAAUUUACCGACUUCUAAUACAUACUCAAAAUGGAUUGACUUUCAUUCAAAAGUACUUAUCGGUGGAGAACUGGAUUUUAAAGAGCGUGCUUGUCGAGUGUUUGAAACCAUGCACCCAGACGCAUUAUCCGAUCAGAUAAUCGAUACGCUUAUUAAAUUAUCUUGUGGUACAGCCGAUCACAUGCGAUACAAUGCGGACAAUGAGUAUUUUAACAGACAUCGACAUGAUAACGACACCGAAAUGGAUUCCAAACGUGAGCUACAAUAUACCGCACACGAUGUCAUCAUGAAUAUCCUACGAAGCGACGUAGGGAAUAAAACGAUCAAUAGAAUUAUGACACGACUUCAUCAUAUGGACACUCCUCUAAAAAAUGGUAUGAAUGCGCUUCUCCGAGAGCUAGGCAAGAUAGCAGCAACUGAUGAAGUAAUUCAGAAGCUCCUAGUUUUACUCGAUGACAAGGAUUGGAAUGUCAGAGAAUCUGCGUGCUGCACUCUUAAGAAAAUGGGUGAAAAAGCAGCAACUGGCGAAGUAAUUCAGAAGCUCGUACUUUUACUGGGUGAUAACAGUGAGGAUGUCAGACAAUCUGCGUGCCAGACUCUCGAGAAAAUGGGUGAAAAAGCAGCAACUAAUGAAGUAAUUCAGAAGCUCUUAGUUUUACUCGAUGACAAGGAUUGGAAUGUCAGAGAAUCUGCGUGCUCCACUCUUAAGAAAAUGGGUGAAAAAGCAGCAACUGGCGAAGUAAUUCAGAAGCUCGUACUUUUACUGGGUGAUAACAGUGAGGGUGUCAGACGAUCUGCGUGCCAGACUCUCGAGAAAAUGGGUGAAAAAGCAGCAACUAAUGAAGUAAUUCAGAAGCUCUUAGUUUUACUGGGUGACAAGGAUUGGUAUGUCAGAGAAUAUGCGUACGAGGCUCUCGCGAAAAUGGGUGAAAAAGCAGCAACUGGCGAAGUAAUUCAGAAGCUCUUAGUUUUACUGGAUGACAAGGAUUGGAAUGUCAGAGCAUUUGCGUGCCGGACUCUUAAGAAAAUGGGUGAAAAAGCAGCAACUGGCGAAGUAAUUCAGAAGCUCUUAGUUUUACUGGAUGACAAGGAUUGGAAUGUCAGAGCAUUUGCGCGCCGGACUCUUAAGGAAAUGGAUGAAAAAGCAGCAACUAAUGAAGUAAUUCAGAAGUUCUUAGAUUUACUCGGUGACAAGGAAGGGUAUGUCAGACGAUAUGCAUGCCUGACUCUCGAGAAAAUGGGUGAAAAAGCAGCAACUAGUGAAGUAAUUCAGAAGCUCUUACUUUUACUGGGUGACAACAGUGAGGAUGUCAGACGAUCUGCGUGCCAGACUCUUGAGAAAAUGGGUGAAAAAGCAGCAACUAGUGAAGUAAUUCAGAAGCUCUUACUUUUACUGGGUGACAACAGUGCGGAUGUCAGACGAUCUGCGUGCCAGACUCUCGCGAAAAUGGGUGAAAAAGCAGCAACUGGCGAAGUCAUUCAGAAGCUCUUACUUUUACUGGAAGACAAGGAUUGGUAUGUCAGAGGAUAUGCGUGCUGGACUCUUAAGGAAAUGGGUGAAAAAGCAGCAACUAAUGAAGUAAUUCAGAAGCUCUUACUUUUAGUGGGUGACCAGGAAUCGGAUGUCAGAGAAUCUGCGUGUCAGACACUUGAGAAAAUGGGUGAAAAAGCAGCAACUAAUGAAGUAGUUCAGAAGCUCUUAGAUUUACUUUGUGACAACAAUGCGUAUGUCAGACGAUUUGCGUACAAAACUCUCGAGAAAAUGGGUGAAAAAGCAGCAACUAAUGAAGUAAUUCAGAUGCUCUUAAAUUUGCUUGGUGACAGCAGUGAGGAUGUCAGAGGAUUUGCAUGCAGCAGUCUUGCCAAAAUUGGUGAAAAAGCAGAAACCGAUGUAAUAAUUAAGGAACUUUCAAUCCUGGUUUGUGGGAAUGAAGAUGCUACGGUCAGACUUAGCGCAUGUGAGACUCUCGCACAAAUCGAUCAUGAAUAUGGUAUGACUGUUAGGGAUGGUAUUAUUACAGUUUAUGGUAAUAAAGAGCCAAUUGAGUUAGAAGACGAUGAAAGUGAACUCGACAGAAUCUUAUACCUUCCAACACAUCGCGUGCGAACGCAACCAACGCCCCAAACUUUGUAA